Cylicocyclus nassatus is the source of this 549-nucleotide messenger RNA. The record is from the annotation of a GenBank genome assembly. NCBI's taxonomy places the organism in Eukaryota, Metazoa, Nematoda, Chromadorea, Rhabditida, Strongylidae.
AUGUGCACGAUUUUCAUGGAAGGUGCAGAAUGGCAAAUAAAGGGAACAAAUGUCUACGCUUUCGAGCGUGGUUCGGUAAUGCCGAUAUGUAGCCCUAUAAGUUUAAAUGUGGAUAGACCUACCACCGCGACAGCACUUGGCGCACGAACUACUACAACGGCUCCACGAGCUAGACCGCCGGUGUUCCAGAUUAGACCCAUUCAGGCUAAUCCCGUUAUGAAAAAUCUUACUGGAGUCAACUCGAGCUAUUCGUUCAUUUAUUAUCAAGAUCAGCCACAUUUCUGCAAGCCGACUAUGCUUUGCUUAUACAGGACUAAACCGACAGUUUGCUACGUUAUCGGUUCUGGAGAAUUAUGCAGAGGAUUCGUACUUUCCGAGUACUGCGAAGAAGAAGCGACAUACCCGGUUGCAACGUAUAUAUUCAAAUAUGGGAUGGAAUGCUAUACCGUCGUGCACAACCAACCUGAUCCAACUUAUGUCUUCCCCGAGAUACCUGGCUAUGCGCUGCUCUCGAAAUUCUUCGUGCGCAGCAUUAUUUUCUAUGCUUGA